This is a messenger RNA of Hippopotamus amphibius kiboko, 1092 nucleotides long. Its product is annotated as heterogeneous nuclear ribonucleoproteins A2/B1-like. The coding region runs from base 1 to 1092 and encodes 363 amino acids. NCBI's taxonomy places the organism in Eukaryota, Metazoa, Chordata, Mammalia, Artiodactyla, Hippopotamidae. Gene Ontology annotation, molecular function: RNA binding. The record is from RefSeq and is a predicted model, not a curated record. The transcript has a single exon.
AUGGGAAAUCCAGCUGAAGCAACCAAGUCCGCAGUGGAGAAAACUUGGAAAUCUUUUCCUCUGAAGAGGGAAAAGAGAGAUGAUGAACAAAUCCAUAAACUCUUUAUUGGUGGCUUGAGGUUGGAAACCACAGAAGUACGUCUGAGGAACUACUACCAGCAAUGGGGAAAACUUACAGACUGUGUGGUCCUGAGGGAUCCUGCCAGCCGAAGAUCAAGAGGUUUCGGUUUUGUCACCCUUUCAUCUGUGGCUGAGGUGGACUCUGCCAUGGCUGCCAGACCUCAUUCCAUUGAUGGCAGAGUGGUUGAGCCCAAAUGUGCUGCUGUCCCAAGAGAGGAAUCUGGACAGCAGAGAGCUCUCUGGACUCUGAAGAAGCUGUUUGUUGGUGACAUUCAGGAGGAUACCGAGGAACAUCAUCUUAGAGAUUACUUUGAGAAAUAUGGAAAAAUCAACACCAUUGAGAUCAUUGCUUGUAAGCUGUCUGGCAAGAAAAGAAGCUUUGGAUUUGUUACUUUUGAUGACCAAGAUUCUGUGGACAGGAUUGUGUGGCAGAAAUACCAUGCCAUCAAUGGUCAUCAGGCAGAAGUCGGAAAGGCUUUGUCAACAUGGGAAAUACAAGAAGUCCAAUGUUCUAGAAGUGGAAUAGGAGGCCAGUUUGGUUUUGGAGAUUGCUCUGGUGGUGGUGGCAAUUUUGGACCAGGGCCAGGACAAGGAAGUAACUUUCAGGGAGGAUCUUCUGGAGAUGGAAGUGGUCCUGGAUUUAAGGAUGGCUAUCCUGGGUAUGGAGGAGGACCUGGGAGUGGCAAUUUUGGAGGUGGCCCAGGUUAUGGAGGAGGCAGGGGAGGAGGAUGUGGUGGUAGAGGUCCUAGAUAUCGCAUCCAGGAUGGGGGCUCCAGGGAUGCUACUGGCAACAAUGGAAGAGGAAAUUAUGGAAGUGGAAAUGAGAAUUACAAGCAGCAACGUUCUAACUGUGGUCCAAUGAAGAAUGGACAGUUUGGUAGCAGGAACAGGGGGUCCCCAUAUGGUGGAGGAAACCAUGGUCCAGGAGGCAGUGGAAGAAGUGGGGGUUAUGGAGGCAGAAGGAGAUAUUGA